This is a messenger RNA of Suncus etruscus (white-toothed pygmy shrew), 963 nucleotides long. RefSeq names its product fibronectin type III domain containing 8 (gene FNDC8). Bases 1 to 963 code for a protein of 320 amino acids. The transcript has 4 exons. The record is from RefSeq and is a predicted model, not a curated record. Gene Ontology annotation, molecular function: protein binding. NCBI's taxonomy places the organism in Eukaryota, Metazoa, Chordata, Mammalia, Eulipotyphla, Soricidae. Gene Ontology annotation, cellular component: nucleus.
AUGGCUUCUGAGGUGCUGUAUAAAGUGGGUGAUGGGAAGGAGACCAUGCUGAAGAAGGAAAACCUCCAUGUCUUGAACGCAUUGGAGCAUAUGCCGAAGCAAUUCUCCAGCCCCAAGCUUAUGAACAGGACCGUCACUACCAAGGGUCUCCCGCUUUCCUCACGGGGCAGUUUGGUGAACUGCUCAAAAGAAGCUUCCAUCAGUCCGAAACCGAUACCCCUGGCAGACUCAGAGUGCAGCUCUGAUGACACCAGCAUCUCCCCACUCUCGUCCUCCUUGAUAAAUCCCAUCAAACUGGCCGUCACGCAGACCAACAGCAGCUUCUUUGCAGGCAUGCUAGAAGGCGAGCUCAACAAACUCAGCAUCAACUCUCUGGCCAAGGAAACAGAAAAGGAGGACCUGGCUCUCUGUCCCCACCCAUCCAAGUCCAAAAUCGCCCCUGGGGGCCUGCUGGACUUGGACAACCCCGAGGUGGACACAGACACUUCAUCAACACUCUCAGAUUCCACGGUGGUCAUGGAUGUGCCAGAGGCUCCCUUCAUCUGUGAACACACCGUCAGUGACUCCACAGCUGUGAUAUCCUGGACCUAUGCAGUGGGCAAGCAGCAGGUCAGCUUCUAUCAGGUCCUGUUGCAGGAGGUGACCAGAAAAGAUGAUGAGCAUGUCAAGGCCAAGAACCACCCAUGGAUCUUCAACAAGAUCUUGGGUACCACGGUCAAGCUGAUGGAGCUGAAGCCGAACACGAGUUACUGCCUCACUGUCCGAGCAGCCAAUUCAUCUGGGGUGGGGAAAUGGUGCAAACCCUAUAAAUUUGCAACCGUGGCCACUGAUUUGAACAGCUUCCCAGAAAACAACCCAAUCCAGAUCACCGUGCAACGGAAGGAACCCCAGCGGAAAACCGUGUCCAUUGGGCCUCAGGACAUGCGGAGGCUAGAGGACCUGGAAUACCUGUUUCCCUACUAG